AUGUCGCUUUCAAAACGCUUUACUCGGCCUGUUACCACACUGGCCCGUUGGAACCGGCCGGUGCUGCAUCGGUGCCUUCACCAGCCAUCAGAUCCUCAGCAGAGUGGUAGCCACCAGAAGGCUGAUGACGCCCCGGAUGCACAAAAUGAUCCAACGCAGAGGCCCCCAAGUACUCACCAGGACCCUCCUCAGGCCACCGGGAGUGGCAACACCAAUGCAUCCUCCCAACCUCCAAAGGACUACAAAACUCGGCCGUGGAUUCGGGCAAUGAUUGCCUCAGGUAUAAAGGCAAAAAGUCAAGUAAACCAGGGGGGCAUUGGUCUCAGCUCAAAGGGAGACGACGGCAAUAGUGAAGCUGGUGCAAAAGUCGACAACACAGGUUCUGCAGGAAGCUCUAAGCGACCAUCUUCCUGGGUACUUGAGGCGCUUAACAAGAUGUUUCAAAGGAAAGGACAUUCCAGUCUUACAGGGCAGAGGCCGGCCGUCUUUAUCGAAAAUAAUACUGGAGGCCAAUUUAAGUCAGGUCAGGCAAAGAAAGAUGCCAUGGAUCAAAUCCUGCGAGAAAAGUAUGGGAUCGAGGAUCCCGAAAAGCGAAAGCGUAUCAUAGAGAACGCCAAGACGAUUGAAAUUGAUUUGAGAGGCUCCGUGUUAUCUUUAAUACUCAUUUGCUUGGUCGCCGCCAUCGUCUACCAACAGUUGAAAGAGAUGGAUAGGCGUGCCCAACUAGUUCGGAUGCGUCAGAAGGAAACCGCAGCAAGGCAAGAGCAGGUUGAGGAGGAGACUCCGGCUACUGACGGACAAUACUCUAUGAUGGAUAAUCACACUAAACUUGGCGGUACUUGA
This is a messenger RNA of Pyricularia grisea, 843 nucleotides long. RefSeq lists its product as uncharacterized. Lineage: Eukaryota; Fungi; Ascomycota; Sordariomycetes; Magnaporthales; Pyriculariaceae. The record is from RefSeq and is a predicted model, not a curated record. The transcript has a single exon. The coding region runs from base 1 to 843 and encodes 280 amino acids.